Messenger RNA from Chlorella variabilis, 807 nucleotides. RefSeq lists its product as hypothetical. Gene Ontology annotation, cellular component: cytoplasm. Gene Ontology annotation, molecular function: arginyl-tRNA--protein transferase activity. NCBI's taxonomy places the organism in Eukaryota, Viridiplantae, Chlorophyta, Trebouxiophyceae, Chlorellales, Chlorellaceae. The coding region runs from base 1 to 807 and encodes 268 amino acids. The transcript is spliced from 10 exons. Gene Ontology annotation, biological process: protein arginylation. The record is from RefSeq and is a predicted model, not a curated record.
AUGAGAGGAAUCGAACCUAUUGUGCACCACGGCGACAAGCCCUCCGAGGUCACCCCACGCUCCUUCCGCCGCUUCCUGAUCGACACCCCGCUGAGGCACGCCGGUCCCGAGCAGUACCCGCCAGGCGGCUGCCCCUCCAUCGGUUUUGGCUCCUUCCAUCAACAGUACUGGCUGGACGGCCGGCUGGUGGCGGUGGGGGUGGUGGAUGUGCUGCCGCGCUGCCUGUCCUCCAAGUACCUCUUCUGGGAACCAGACCUGGCGCCGCUGUCGCUGGGCAAGCUGACGUCGCUGCAAGAGAUUGAGUGGGUGUGGGAGCAGCAGGCGGCCUGCCCCUCGCUGCGGUACUACUACCUCGGCUUCUACAUCCACAACUGCCACCGCAUGCGGUACAAGGUGGGCGACUUUGGGCCCAGCGACCUGCUCUGCCCCAAGAACAAGUGCUGGGUGCCGCUGGCGCGGGUGCAGGCCGCACUGGACCAGCCCGGCAUGGUAGCUAUCUCGGAGCUGCCAGGCGCGCUGGAGGGGCUGGGAGAGGAGCAUCGGGUGGACGCCGCCACGGGCCACCCCACCUGCCCGCCGCGAGAGCCCAGCGAGGCCGAGCUGGAUGCCUUCCGCUUCCUGGUGAAGCUGCCCGGCGGCGGUGGGCCGCGCGGGCAGCCGCAGGCGCGGGUCGUCACGCUCAAGCUGCUGCGCCAGGUUGGCAUGCUGGGGCCGGCCGCCGACCGGGCGCUGGUGGAGCCGCUCAAGACGUGGUGGAGCAGGGCGGGGGCGGCGGCGGCCUCCACCGCAGCCUUCGCGCUGGAGUGA